UUCAUACCACAGAAUCGUGUUUGGAGCCGCUUAUAGAGUAUCCGUCGUCUCUUUUGGCAUGUUGUCUUAUGUCCGGAAAAUUUAUUCCAUUUAGAUUGUCGUCGUACCGUGAAUUGUUGAAAUUUUUAAUUGUUGUAACAUCAUAAUAAAUUAUUGAGUGAAGAACUUUUUUUUUAUCUUGCUUAUUAAUUUAAAUUAUUAAUUAGUGUGGAUUAGAACAAAAAAUAUACACCCAAGGAUAUACGUAAAAGUAAAGGAUACAUCACACAUCUUCGUUAAGGAUUAUCAAACCCUAUAAAAUGUGUUAAAUAAUUUUAAACAAUAAGAAAUAAAAUAUCCAAUAAUUGCAUUUUAAUUUAAAUCGUGGUAAAACAUCUAACAUUUAUAAUAAGAGUGCGGAAUAAAAUGGGCAGCUUUAAAACUACGUUACUAGUUUGCUGGCUACUAAUUGGUAUCCUUAGUGCACAUGGCCUUGAUAAAACGGAAGAAAAAUCUAAGGUGGCUCCUAAAGAAGGAAACAUAAAAGUUGAAGUAUCAGAAACUAAGGAUAAACGACAGAUUGGUUCGAGGGAUACUGCUUCAUAUUCGAAUGAAAAACAAGAUGACCCCGAACAACCUCAAGAGACUAUUUAUGGACCAAAACCAAACCAUUUUCUAAUUCGUCCAUUGUCGCCGCAUGAUCAGCAAUUGCGCAACUAUCAACCGACAAGUAGGCCACACGUUCAGCAGUUACAAGCGUUAGGACCGCAACUGGAGCAAAGUCAAGAGAUUCAGCACUUUGCCUAUCUGCAAGAUACAAGUCGCGGUCAUCAAGCCAAGGCUGUUGCAGAGGGUAAAUCACAAACGCUCGUUAAGAAGCCUUCAACUGCGGCUCAGCUACAACAAUAUGCAGCUGAAGAACAAUACGCUCAACAGCAAUUGCAAUCGCAAGCACAAGCACAAGUUAGAUUCACACCUGCCCACGGACAAUUCCGACCAUCUGAAUACAUACCUCAGCCACAGCAGCAAGAACAACAGCAACAGGCGCAAUACCAGUCACUUCAGGAGGAACACUUGUUGAAGUUGAUCGAGGAGGAGCUUCAAGCCAGAGCAUUGCAAGAAGCUCAAGCCCGAGCUUCGUAUUCUCAAGCAGGGCCACAAGGAAGACCAGCGGAGCGACAAGGUCUUGUUAAUUAUCGUUCUAAGCCUGAAGAAACUCCCGAUUACUCAGGAUAUAGCCAGGCUCCACGAGCUGGCCCUAAUCAAGGACCACAAUACUUUCCACAUCAACAACAGCAAAUCAGAGCUCAUGCCCAACAGCAAACUCCAAGUCAAGUGAACUUUUACCACGGGCCUUCGGCAAUCAGCUACAGAACACUUCCCAACCAUCCAUUGGCGGAGUCAUCUCUAGAGAAAGAAAUCGAAAAGCUGCUUGAGUCUAAUAGACCAUCCGGAUACCGUCACUCCAGUCCACCAGCUCUCCUCGCGAGUCGCUCCCCUUUCUUGCAGCCAAAGUCAUAUUCAACAACAGCUUCACCACCUACAACAGUGGGUCAGGCUAGUCAAUACUACUCUCCAUCGGUCGUCCAGUAUAGUGGAUUCCAACCGUCGCCGACUGCUCCAACUGUAAGUCAUGAUCAUCAACAGCACAAAAAAUAUGUCCCAACAGCCUUUUCUACAUCUCAACCCCAAUAUGCCAUUGAAUCAUCCCCUCAACCUUCAAAACCAAGCAAAUCAUCUACGUCCAAUGGACAAUAUCGAGUUAAGCUUCACAGUCACAAGUCUAAGCCUCAGGGAAAACAAAACCUGGGUCCAGUUCAGUUUUAUUAUGGAGAAUCCAGUCAACAACAACAACAGCAGCAACAACAGCAGCAACACCAACAACAACAGCAACAAGCCCAGGCUCAAGAUUAUCAACAAUACGUGGUCCCGUCAUCGGCGGCUCCGUCACAGUCGAGCAUCUAUGUGUCACAAAGCACCGGAUUGCAGCCAUCCCAAAAAGUAAAGACACAAAGCAACACAAAACAAUUAGAACUGCCGCCUCCAGAUGGUAAGCCAAUCACUCAGGCUGAGUUCCAGGCUCUUAUCGACGCCGGAUACCCAGUGCAAGCUGUUCCCGUACCAGUCCCAGUUCCAUAUGAGCAAUACAUCAAGGACCAUCCUGAAUAUACAGGCGAACAAAUUGACAUCCCUCAUCGUCAUUCACAACGUGGUGCUCCAAGUGGUGGUGAAGGAGGAGCCGUGACAUAUUUGAGGCCCAUAUCCAGCGAAAGACAACAUCAACAGCAGUCACGUCAUCCGCGAGAACAGAAGGAAGAAAUAACUCCCGGAAAGAACGAGUCUUCAUAAUAUUACCGACAAGUGGUGCACAUGCACUUUGUUCCUUGUGCUGUACUUAGUUUACCAGUUUAAAUUUAAAUUGUUAUUUAUAUUAUUCAUAUUACCAUUUAUAUAUAAAAUACCUAUGACCGACGUAUGUAUAGUUUGUAGGUACAUUACAUCGAAUUUUGAAGAGUAAUUUUGUGCACAUUGGUGUUAAAAAAUAUCCUUUAGGAGAUAAGCCUUAUUGAGACACCAAUUUUUACGAUUUAUUCUAAGAAGUGGAGAGCAAAAAUUUGUAUUAGCUGAAAAUUUAACUAAAAUAAAUUUUUAAAAAUA
This is a messenger RNA of Eupeodes corollae, 2637 nucleotides long. RefSeq names its product putative mediator of RNA polymerase II transcription subunit 12. NCBI's taxonomy places the organism in Eukaryota, Metazoa, Arthropoda, Insecta, Diptera, Syrphidae. The transcript is spliced from 3 exons. The record is from RefSeq and is a predicted model, not a curated record. Bases 406 to 2328 code for a protein of 640 amino acids.